AUGACUACUCCAACAUCCAUUUUGUCACCCUGUGAAUCGUGUUUGACACUUUCAGAUAAGCCCCAACAAUACAAUUCGCAAUAUCUUAUGAACUAUCUAUCUUUGAGAAUCCCUGAAGAAGAAACAGAAGUGUCAGAAAUCACAGUGGUUUACGAUGGUAAUACCAACAUCAACAUCAAAUUGUGCUCUAUUGUGUGCUUGGUUAAUAUCUAUUUACAUAAGAAAAUAACUAUCGAAGAUUUAACCAUGAAUCAUUUAUUUGUCUAUUUAUUCUACCACCAGCGUAAUUUAUUUAAUAAGGAGAUAUAUAUUGAUCAAUUGAAGCUAGUGCAUUUGGGGAAGAAAUACCAGUUUUCCACAAUACAUAGCGUAUCUUCGCCAAAACUAAUACUGGACUUGCAGAUUGAACGCUACCCUACAUUAUUAUUGAACAUCAAAGAAGACAACUACUUGCCAUUUAAUCUUGAUCUUGGAUACUAUUUGGUCAGCCAACAAACGUUUGUUGACAAAUCUACUGGUGAUAUCACUUGUCUCGACACUUUGGUAAGAACAUGGAAACGACUUCACAACCGUAAGAAAACAAGCAAUACAUCAAGUAUAUCGAAGAGAAGAGGGUUUAAGAAUUUUCUAAAGAGAAUAAUGGUUUGA
Candida dubliniensis CD36 is the source of this 648-nucleotide messenger RNA. RefSeq lists its product as uncharacterized. The transcript has a single exon. Lineage: Eukaryota; Fungi; Ascomycota; Pichiomycetes; Serinales; Debaryomycetaceae. The coding region runs from base 1 to 648 and encodes 215 amino acids. The record is from RefSeq and is a predicted model, not a curated record.